Staurois parvus is the source of this 314-nucleotide messenger RNA. The record is from the annotation of a GenBank genome assembly. NCBI's taxonomy places the organism in Eukaryota, Metazoa, Chordata, Amphibia, Anura, Ranidae.
ACUACUACGGUCAUCCUCUUCUUCCAUCCUAUGCUCCCUCACUCACAUCUUCAAUCUUUCCCUCUCUACUGGUGCCUUCCCCUCCCCUCUAAAGCAUGCGCACAUCACUCCCUACUAAUGAUCUACUAACUGCUAAAACCAAUGGCCACUACUCCGUAUUUAUCCCAACCAACGGCCACUACUCCAUACUCAUCCCAACCAAUGGCCACUACUCCGUACUCAUCCCAACCAACGGCAACUACUCCGUACUCAUCCCAACCAAUGGCCACUACUCCGUACUCAUCCCAACCACAUGGCCACUACUCCCGUACUCA